Messenger RNA from Ophidiomyces ophidiicola, 711 nucleotides. RefSeq lists its product as uncharacterized. Bases 1 to 711 code for a protein of 236 amino acids. The record is from RefSeq and is a predicted model, not a curated record. Gene Ontology annotation, molecular function: protein binding. The transcript is spliced from 4 exons. Lineage: Eukaryota; Fungi; Ascomycota; Eurotiomycetes; Onygenales; Onygenaceae.
AUGCUGAGAUGCUCAGAGUACCCAGAGAACUCCCAGAGCUCUCGCAGCAAAACUCUUACAUCAGCCAUAGUCACCAUAUGCGUUGGCCCGGAGCGACGCCUUUUCGCUGCCCAUGAGGAAAUACUAGCCAUGUCGCCUUUUUUCUCGGCCAGUUGCCGUGGCCAGAUUCCCGAGGCAGGAAACAAGACAAUACACUUGCCAAACGAACAAGCCGAAGUGCUCUCCUCCAUCCUCGAAUAUCUAUACAAAGGAGACUAUUUUCCUCGCUUAGUAUACAAUAAGCGAAGGAAUAUCUGGGACUUGGAGAGUGCGGUUGAUGCGAACGGUGCCCUAGUACCCGCUGAAUCGACAAUUCUCAUAGACCGGACUCCCGUACUGAAAGACACAGCAAUAUAUUGUGCAGCCGAGCGCUACGGUCUCUCCGACCUCAAGCGUCUUUCUCUCCGAAAACAAGGACUCCAGUCUGCUAUCCAGUGCAGCACCAUCCUCUCCAGCGCACGCUAUGCCUACGCCAACACACCUGAUAACGACUCCAAGCUCCGCGCUCACUAUCUGGCCUUAAUAAUCCGAAGUCGAUCGACAUUCAAAAGAAGUGGAACAAUGCAGAUGGAAAUGGAGGCUGGUGGGAAGCUAUUUUUUGACUUGUUUGUUGCAAUGUGCAACCACAUGGACGACAUUUCCCCUCCAUCAAAACCCCAGUUGUUCCGUUAA